Molecule: messenger RNA, 2143 nt
Organism: Marchantia polymorpha subsp. ruderalis
Lineage: Eukaryota; Viridiplantae; Streptophyta; Marchantiopsida; Marchantiales; Marchantiaceae
Source: the annotation of a GenBank genome assembly
AUAUUCCACAGCGCUGCAAAGGCGCUCAGCAGUCUCGACUGCGCUCGAAAUUCCGAGUUGGAACACGAGGCCAACAAUUGUGGCGAUGAUGCGCAGCCGCGCCUGGGGAUUUUGACUCAGGCUCGGAGCGUGUGCGCGCAGGAAUUGCAGAGUCGAAGUGUUCGGUGUUUCGAUGGAAGGGACUUGGUUCAGGAUUCGUGGCGACAGGAUUGUUGGGAGGUGAUAGAACUGCGAAGGUGCUUCGCUCCCCUUACUCGCACUAAUGGCGCCAGGAUACCGAAGUGAGAAGGACUGCUGUGGUUGAGGAAUGGUCUGCUCUUCCUGCAGGAGUUUGAGGGAACUCGAUGGCGAACUCGAGCGUUGCUUCCGUUGUCGCACGCCAUAGAUAUCUGUCUCCGACCAGUGCAGAGGAGGUCAGGUCGAGGACUGCACUUCUUGAAUCCCGGCCCAGUCUUCCGUCGUGUACUCUUUAUUUGAGAUCUUACUGUGCUUGUAAUCAAGGGGUUAAAAACUCGUUCGGCCUCAGGUCCCCGCCUUCGAAAUUGCACAAUGUGCUCAAUUCACGCCAUUCGUCUUCCUUUUCUUCGAGACGGAAGUCGUUGCGAUCAUUGUCGAAAUCAGAUCAAUCUCAGGACAUCUUGUCGGAGACUGGAGCCAGUGGAAAGAAGGUCGGGGUUGAUGUAUUGGACCAAGAGAAAGGAGGUUUUGAUCGUGAGCCCCGUGACUUGAAUGGUUCAAAGUUCUCUGAAGCAUCUACCAGCGGCUCUGAAUUGCCAAGCGAGGAGUCCUUGAAAAAUCUGGAAGGAUUCCUGCAACGGGUGAAGAAUCAGGUGAAGAUACAAAAGCUCGACGAAGAUUCGCCAAUAGCCUCCCCAGACAGUAUUUUAGAUACUUUGCUUCUCAUCAGCCCCUUCUUUCUUUGGGGCACUGCGAUGGUUGCCAUGAAAGGCGUGUUGCCGAAAGCAGGUCCUAUGUUUGUGGCAUCUGUGAGGCUGAUUCCCGCAGGUUUACUUCUCAUUUGGUUUGGUGCUUCUAGGGGGAAAAAGCAACCUGCAGGGGCUAUGGCCUGGAUUUCGAUAAUUCUCUUCGGCCUGAUAGACGCCUCGUGCUUCCAAGGUUUCUUAGCUGAAGGAUUGAAGAGGACCAGCGCUGGCUUGGGUAGUGUGAUAAUCGAUUCUCAACCUCUGACAGUAGCAAUUCUAGCAGCUCUUUUAUUUGGAGAAAGCUUAGGAUUUAUAAACUACGCUGGUUUGGCACUGGGAGUUCUGGGUCUUCUCUUUUUGGAAGUGCCCUUGGAUUUGUUGAAGAAUGCGUUAGCUUCAGCCAGUGAUGGAAGUGGCUUGACAGGGUUGAUUGGUGAUUCAUCCUUUCUGAACGAGUUUGCUUCCUGGGACCGAGGGGAAUGGAGGAUGCUUCUUGCAGCGCAAAGCAUGGCUGUGGGAACUGUGAUGGUUCGCUGGGUUUGUCAAUACUCCGACCCAUUCAUGGCCACCGGGUGGCACAUGGUACUGGGAGGGAUACCACUUCUGAUCCUUUCCGUUAUCCAGCAAGAUCCAGCCCUUAGUGGUCACAUCCAGGAUCUUGACGCUAAUGAUUGGUUGGCCCUUCUGUACACAUCUGUAGCUGGGAGCGCAAUAAGUUAUGGGGUGUUUUUUUACAAUGCAACUAGAGGGAGCUUAACGAAGCUAAGCUCUCUCACAUUCCUUACCCCUAUGUUUGCUGCUCUCUUCGGAUUCUUAUUCCUCAACGAAGUCCUUACACCGGCUCAGUUUUUGGGUGGGUUUAUCACUUUAGCAGGAGUCCUGCUUGUGAAUUAUAAGCCCAGCCCUAUUGUGGAAGUUGAGUCAGACUCAGACAACCAGCGAAAACUACCCUGAAGGUGAUAAUUUGUUUAUAUUUGUUGGAUAAUUCUUAUCUCUGAUACUCUCAAAUUUCUGAGGUCGUAGGGUCUACGGCAAUCCAGGCAUCCUUUAUCCUGUUAGAGCAUUUGAAGAAGUUUCUCUUUUGUAAAGUAGGGAUAAUGUUUCCACUGCACAUAAAAGGUGCGAACGUGGAUUGUAAUUUACAUCUCUUAUAUUCUCUUGGAAGCAAGUAAAACCUUGUGACAUCCUGUUCUACUUGCACUUCACAUGAAAAUUUUGCG